CCGGGGGAGCGCGAGCGCGCGCCCGCCCGCCGGGGCCUGGGCGCUGCGGCGCGUGCGCGAGCGGUGCAGCACCGGCCGCGGGAGCGGGGAGUAUUAUGGGCUGUGGGUGCCGCUGAGCAAGAUGGAGCUGUCUGCAGUGGGCGAGCGGGUCUUCGCGGCCGAAUCCAUCAUCAAGCGGCGGAUCCGAAAGGGACGCAUCGAGUACCUGGUGAAAUGGAAGGGGUGGGCGAUCAAGUACAGCACCUGGGAGCCCGAAGAGAACAUCCUGGACUCGCGGCUCAUCGCGGCCUUCGAGCAGAAGGAGCGCGAGCGGGAGCUGUACGGGCCCAAGAAGAGGGGACCCAAGCCCAAAACUUUCCUGCUCAAGGCCCGGGCCCAGGCCGAGGCCCUCCGCAUCAGUGACGUGCACUUCUCCGUCAAGCCAAGCGCCAGCGCGUCCACGCCCAAGCUGCACUCGAGCGCCGCCGUGCACCGACUCAAGAAGGACAUCCGCCGCUGCCACCGCAUGUCCCGCCGCCCCCUGCCGCGGCCGGACCCGCAGGGGGGCAGCCCCGGCCUGCGCCCGCCCAUCUCGCCCUUCUCCGAGACCGUGCGCAUCCUCAACCGCAAGGUAAAGCCCCGGGAGCCCAAGCGCAGCCGCGUCAUCCUGAACCUGAAAGUGAUUGACAAGGGCGCGGGCGGCGCGGGCGCGGGCCAGGGCGCGGGGGCGCUCGCCCGCCCCAAGGUGCCGUCCAGGAACCGCGUCAUCGGGAAGAGCAAGAAGUUCAGCGAGAGCGUCCUGCGCACGCAGAUCCGCCACAUGAAGCUGGGCGCCUUGGCGCUCUACAAGCCCCCGGCCGCCCCGCUGGCGCCCCCGCCCGCCGCCGCCAGUGCCCCGGGCCCCGGGCUGCUCCUGGCCGCCCCCGCCGCCCCCUACGACGCCCGCAGCUCCACGCCUCAGUCCUCCUCCGACCCCGACGACGCGCCCCCCAAGCUGCUCCCCGAGACCCUCCCUGCGCCCGACUGGCGCCAGCCCGAGGUGCUCGACCUGUCCCUUCCUCCCGAGGCAGCGGCUGCCAGUAAGCGCGUGCCCCCUGAUGCCACGGCAGCUGCCGGCCAGGCACUGCCCACAGCCUCCGAGCCGGAGGCCGGGGACUGGCGCCCCGAGAUGUCCCCCUGCUCCAAUGUCGUCGUCACCGAUGUCACCAGCAACCUCCUGACGGUCACCAUCAAGGAAUUCUGCAACCCCGAGGAUUUUGAGAAGGUGGCCGCGGGGGUGGGGGCCGCGGCCGCGGGGGGCGGCGGGGGCGGCAGCGGGGGGAGCAAGUGAGGGGGCUCCCCGGGAGGGGGGCUGUGGGGGGGGCCCUCCUGCCUGAAGUCACUCUGGCUCCCACUGUCCCCGCCCUCAGACCUCGCUACCUGUGCUUUGCUUGUCUCCAGUGGCUCCGUGUUGACCCGGGGGUGAUGGGGCUGGGAACUGGAGCCCCCCGAAGGCCAGGGGGUGGGCGCCGAAGGCCAGGGGGCAGGGCAUGGGCACCCAGAAGCGCUCCCUCUUGGCACCGUCCCUGCCCACGCACAGCGGGGCCUGCUGGGCGGUCUCUGGGAAGCUGCAGGCCUGCGGGGCUCACCUGUCCCUUCCACACCCCGCCCCGUGCCUCCCCGGCUCGCUCCCCGCCUCCGUGUACAGCAUCUGAUCUCGGUGCUAAGCCGGCAGCUGUGGGGCCCUUAGGAGACCCCCACCCCGGGUGGCCACGCUCCCUUCCCCUCCUGCCCAUCUGGCAAAGCCACUAGAGGGGGGACGGGGGGGAGGCGGUCUAGACCCCUCCCUCCGCAUCAACGGGGGCCUCUGAAGCUGGACCAGGGAGGGGGUCCAAGCUGCUGGCUUCUGGGUGAGGCCCGAGUAGAAUCCUCAGCCCCCUCCCCAGGGCCGCCAGGGCACCCCAGCAUCGAAGGCCCCGCAGUUCUUGACCAAAGGUGCCACGAGAACCUGCUGCGGCAGUGUGUGCCCCGGUGUGUUGUCCCGCGUGCUCGUGCAGGGGCCACGCGUACAUGGGUGCUCGGCCCCUCCCUCGCCUCGGUAGGGCCUGGGGCCCUGGCUCCAGUCUGGCCAUUGUGGGGCUGGCCCAGAGGUGCCCCCUGCCCCGCUCCUGGGGGUGGUCCGCCCGACCUGCUGGGCCUCUGCUGCUCUGGGGGCUGAGCUGGACAGGGGAGACCCCCAUCCCAAGGCUCCCGUUCCUCCCGGGUGUUUGGGGAGGACAGAAAGGGCCUGGAAGCCGUCCCCGAGGGUCUCCCGGCAUCUCCCACCUGCUCCGUGUGCUUCUGACCGCUGAGGCUCUCAGCCCAGCCGGCUCGGCGCAGCGGGAGGCCUCGGCUGCCCUCGGCAGCUUCUGCUGCCUUCUGCUGCCGGGGAGCCGAGCCACGCAUGCCAGCGCAGAGACCAAAGCCCCAGCUGCAGGGCGGGCGUCAGGAGGGGACUCGGUCUCCCGCUGGCCCCCUGGGCCACUGCCCAGGCCUCAGCUGGGCGUGGCCGGAGCCAGCAGCCCUUGGUACCUCUGCCCGGAGGGCAAAGGCAGGAGUGGGAGCCCAGCAGGUCGCAAGCACCUGUGGUCCCAGGAGGGGCGGACACUCUGUCCUGAAGCUUCCUUGGGGGGCUGCCCGCUGCCCCUGGCCCCAGGCUGUAGACCCUGUGCGGGGGCCCCUGGCAGGCAGGAGGGCCCCCUCCCCGUCCCGCCCUUUGUGUUGGCUCUGGCCGCCCAAGUGCCAAUCGGCUUUUCCCCCAAAUAAGGGCUGGAAUUUCGCCUUGUCCCUGGAGGUGAUUCCCCCACCCUCCCCAGCGCGUGACCGCCUGGGUGCCAGCUACAGGUGUUCCAGAGACCAUAGCAAUGUGUUUUCCCGAGAGUCCGUGUCAUUCGUGACUUUUUUUGUAAAGAGUUGUGUUUUCAGAGGUGAUUUUAUGACAGGAAAGUGAAAGAAUUAGUUUUGCAAAAAAAAAAAAGCAAAAAAAGAGGAAAAAAAAGAAAUAGACAAAAAUAUUGUGGUAUUCCUAGUGGGGCGGGGGGGAGGGGAGAAAGAUAUUUAAAGAAAAACUAGUAACGCAGCGAUUGCACAGGUGAGGGGCAGGUGGGGAGCGGGGUGGGGGCCUGGGCCCGCCUGGGGGCUCUCAGUGUCGCAGGCCCCGCGGGCACACCUCGGGUAGGCCUGCCCGGCUGGCCCGGCCCCGACUGCCACCCCGAGCCUUGCUCAAAGGGAAGCCGCGCAGCUGGCCCCUGGGGAGGGAGUGGGGAGAGGAGCUGCAGGGGCAGGUUUCUCCAGGGAGGCCUGCUCCCUACCACCCUCCUCGCUCCCCACCACCCCAAAGACAUCCCAAGCCGCCCUGGCCAGGAGGGCACGCAGCCUUGAGGGGGAAGAAGCUGUCGCAGGCGGUGACCACUCCGAAGGGACCUGCCGCCCUGCCCCCACCCACUUGCACAGGUCAGCCUCCCGGCCCCUCUCCAGCCUUGCUGCUUUUCCGUUUGCCUAGUUAUCCAGCCGAAGUUGCAGUCUGGUUCGCUUUAUUUUUGUACGUGACAUGGUCCCCAAAUCCCAGGCUCCUCCCGUGUCCAACACUGGGUGGGGCAUCACUCAGCUCCGCUUAAGCGCACCCCCCUCCCCACCCACGUGGCAUAGGAAACAGAUGAGGUCCGGGGUCUGCCAUUUGAAAUGGAAGGUUGGGACCCUCGGUUUGCCCGUCUGUGAAAUGGGUGUGUUGGGCAGCACCAGCUGUGGUCUCUUCUGUGUUCUCUCCCUGCAGAGGGGUCAAGGUCAAAAUGAGCUUCAUGUGCUCUGAUGUGGGGACAGGUGAUGAUCUGGUCCCCAGCUCUCAGCGCGUGGUGGGGGGAGCAAGGCUGCUCACCGGGGUGGGGUCAGGGGUGGGCUGGGCCAGCCGCCUUUGAGGAUGGUGCGACCCUGCCCAGACCCUGGAGCCCGCAGGAGGCUGGGGGGCCGGCUUGGAGGAAGAGCCUUUUGUCCAUGGGCUGCUGCCCGUCAUUCUGACCUCUCUGGGAACCCGGAAGGAUAGGCUCCGUUUCCCGCUUUUCUGUGUGUGGUUUUAUUGUUUUGUUUUUGCACUUCGCCCACGCUGGACAGCGCAGGCCCGGCGGGUCAGUGUGGCCUUGGGGCUCCCGUGCGCCAGCCCAAGGCGGCCUCUGGGGGGCGCGCGUGCGGCUCGAGGAAUCACUUUUUCAGAGAGGAGAGGACGGUGUUUUUUAAAGUUUUAGUUCUGUCUCCCUCCGCAUCUCCUCUCAGAUUCGGGAAGCCCAGAGCUAGGGCCUCAAACUCCGGGCAAGGGUCUCUCCGGCCCCCUGUCCUGCCCACAGCAUCUGCAGACGAGGGUGGGGACCCGGCUGGGCGGGGGCCAAGGACCCCACCUCCGAGGCCUGUGGGCCUCUCACCCCAGCCUUGAAGGAGUAAGCACUGCGCCAGCACUGGGAGCGCCACUGUGUGCCGAGCAUCAGCUAGGGGUGGGAGGGGGCCGGGGGCCUGGCGGGGCCGCACUGGCCCGAGGCCAAUGCGGGAGCUAAGAGUUCCGGUGCCCCGGCCAUGCAGGUGGUCAGAGUGGAGGCAGAGACUUCUUUUUGUUGGUUUUAAUUUAAAAACACAAAGGCCUAAAGGAAUAUGUAUCUUAUGUUUUUUUUUUAAUUUUUGAAAAGCUCAUUUAAUGAACUGUGCACGGAUGGAUUCUAUAUAUAUAAAGUAUACAUAUAUAGCUCUAUAUUGGGGGAGGGGCACUGUCUUUCUCUCUCUCUCUCUCUCUCUCUCUCAGCCAUCCAGCCCCUGGCCGCCUCCACGUUGCUUCUGUUGGUGCCAGGUGGGAGUGGGGCAGGGCUGGCGGGAACAGAGCAGGGUGCGGUCCCCCCUCCCACCCCCUGCGUCCUGCUGGGGGCUCUGGCCGUUGCUGGGCCGGGGGAGGGUAGGUCGUGCCGAUUUCUGUCUUGUACGUUUUGUUCUGCUGCUCUUCAGUAUUGUAUCCAUGCCAGGAAAGGGGGGACUUCCUUUACCCCCCCAAAUAAAUUGUCACAUUCCGGAACCGA
Messenger RNA from Oryctolagus cuniculus (rabbit), 5048 nucleotides. RefSeq names its product chromobox 6 (gene CBX6). The record is from RefSeq and is a predicted model, not a curated record. Gene Ontology annotation, biological process: negative regulation of transcription by RNA polymerase II. NCBI's taxonomy places the organism in Eukaryota, Metazoa, Chordata, Mammalia, Lagomorpha, Leporidae. Gene Ontology annotation, cellular component: chromatin; PRC1 complex. Gene Ontology annotation, molecular function: chromatin binding.